UGCAAGAAAACUUUUAAACGAGUCAUUUGGAUUCGACCAAAGAUUAUACUCACCGUUGACCUUCCGUUGACAGUUGGUUGACAGAGUAAAAUGACAACAAAUAAAUAAGAAUAGAAAAUCGUAAAUAAUAAAUCAUAUGAAUUUUGAAAGAAUAUACUAUUCUUUUGUAAAUAAUUGUAGUGGUUGGAGAAUUUUGUAAAUAAAUUAAUGUGACAUAUUAGUCCACAAUAAUUGGUUAAUGUUAAAUAUAGAACUUUAUAUUUCUACAAAUGAUUCUAAGAAUACUGGUCUGCAGAACCUCCAGAUCUUGGAGACCAGCUAACGUGCGUUCAGUUUCAUGCGACCGUAAAAUCACUUUAAAACAUUUGUGCAAGUACUUAAACGUAAACGAAAGUAAAGCUGAAUAUUUGCUGUUGAAAAAUCCAAGUUUAAAGAAUUUAGACAGUUUGAGAAUAGAAAAUGUAAUAGAUGUACUUUACAGACUUGGAUUUCAUAGAGAAGUCCUCUUGAAACAACCAGCAUUGUGCAGCAUAUUGCCUGUAACCCUUAAUUUUAGAUACAAAGUGUUGCAAGAAUGUGGAAUAGACAAUGUAUCAUCAUCUCACUUACUUUCGUAUUUAACAACAAUGAAACAAAAAACUAUUGGUGAGCUAAAAGACUCUAAACUUAUACCAUCGAUUGUAAAUGUUGAAAAUAGACUAGCAAGCUACAUGACUCAGUGGCCAACCUCUCUUACCACUUUGGUUCAUGGGGAUGUGAAUAAAAUGACUUUAUCUGAGUUGAGACUUAAAAUAAUUCAGAGAUACCUAGAACUGAUCUUGGAUAUAAGUCCAAAUGAAUUUGAAAGAGGUUUGCAGACAUACCCUACUAUUAAGCAUAGACCGCUGCAAACUAUCAACAAGACAUUAAACAUUUUACAAGGACAAAUAGUAAUGAAUAAUGAGAAGAUAAAAUCUAACUUUUAUUUACUACAUAUGGAUCCAGAAAAUUUAGAAAACAUUUUAUACAAUCUUAGAUCUAUUGCGGGAAUUGAUAUAAAAGAAAUUAUAAGAAGGUAUCCAAAGUUAGCUAUUAGAAACUGUUCAACGUUAGUAGAAAUAAAAACAAUCCUUGAACAAUAUGGAAUUGGCGAUGAGGCACAAAAAAGAUGUUUUGAAAUAUACACAUUAAGUCCCAGCACAAUAAAGGAAAGAUUGGAAAAAACAAAAAAUAUACCUGAAUUUAACACAUUCUAUAACCAUCCAAGGUUUUUGAAAAUGAUACACUACAAUACUAAAGCGUCUAAAAGAUUAAUAGACUUAUAUAACACUAACAAAAAAUGCUUGAGCUUAAAUAUACUUUCAGGAAGUUCCACACACUAUAAGGUGUAUGAGAGGGCACAAGGUGAUCGGCUAGGAAAGGGCAAAGACCUUCUUUUUUGUAUAUCUCAGUCAUUGGGUAAUCUGUAUAGUACAAAUGACAUAGGAAGAAUAAUUAAAAGACACCCAUUUUGGCAGUAUAUACCUCUAGUCCAUGUAAAAUAUGUUCACAAGCAAUUGUGUAGCGAGUUUACAGCACAUGAUAUUUAUGAAAAUUGUACUAUUCUCCUAUAUCCUUGGAAUAAAAUUCGACAAGUCAUAAAUUCACUUAACACAAAAUCCUUUACUGGUAGUGAUACUUUAUUUAAUGACCUUUUAGACAUUGAAAUGCUUAACAAAUCACAAAAACUAAGUUUAAUUACAUAUAUACUUGAAAAAAAUCAUUAUUUUUCUGGAAAUGGAGUUUGGUCUGAAGAAAAACAAACAAGAUGAUUGUUUUAUUCUAAUAAAUGCUCAAAUAUAUUUAUGUCUACAUAUAAGAACUUUGUUUUAUUUGUAAGUGC
Molecule: messenger RNA, 1861 nt
Organism: Bicyclus anynana (squinting bush brown)
Lineage: Eukaryota; Metazoa; Arthropoda; Insecta; Lepidoptera; Nymphalidae
Product: transcription termination factor 5, mitochondrial
Exons: 1
Coding region: 270-1790 (506 amino acids)
Biological process (GO): regulation of DNA-templated transcription; termination of mitochondrial transcription
Cellular component (GO): mitochondrial matrix
Molecular function (GO): double-stranded DNA binding
Source: RefSeq, a predicted model, not a curated record